ACAGGCGUGUUUACGCGCCGAGAAGGCGGAGGGCCGGUCAAGAUGGCGGUGGCCGCGCUGCUGCUGGUGUUCCCGUCUCCUUUGCCGAGGAUCCAAGGCUUCCUCCGAAGCUGCUGGUCCCAGCUCGGCUGCCGCAGCCCGCCUUGGGCUCCUGCUUUAGCAAUUCAGGGUCCAGCUUUUUUGCCUGAACCUAUAGAAGAGAAUGCUGAAAGUAAGGAGACUCCAAGCUUUCUAGACAGCAUAUUUUGGAUGGCAGCCCCAAAAUCAAGGCGGACCAUUGAAGUAAAUCGCUGCAGGCGAAGGAAUCCUAGGAACCUUAUAAAAAUAAAGCGAAACAUUGAUGUCUGUCCUCAGUGUGGCAACCUGAAACAGAAGCAUAUUCUUUGUGGCUAUUGUUAUGCAAAGGUUAAACAGGAGACAAUUGCCAUAAGGAAAGAAAUAGGGGCGCAGGAGGGAGGACCACAUAAGGCUCCAUCUACAGAGACUGUUGUACUGUAUGAGGGAGAGAAAGCCAGAGAUGAAGAUGAAGGCAAGCGGAUCAUAGAACGAACAAGGAAGCGCCCAUCUUGGUUCACACAGGACUGAUUAUGUAGCACA
This is a messenger RNA of Zootoca vivipara (common lizard), 597 nucleotides long. RefSeq names its product mitochondrial ribosomal protein L32 (gene MRPL32). NCBI's taxonomy places the organism in Eukaryota, Metazoa, Chordata, Lepidosauria, Squamata, Lacertidae. Gene Ontology annotation, molecular function: structural constituent of ribosome. Gene Ontology annotation, biological process: translation. The record is from RefSeq and is a predicted model, not a curated record. Gene Ontology annotation, cellular component: mitochondrial large ribosomal subunit.